CUGACAUYGGGAAAUAACAACAGGUCACGGGCCUCUUAAAUCACAGUACUCUCCACCUUUUGUUGCUGUGCAGAWUUUCAACAGUAUUUAUCGUAACCCAAUGAAAUCAGGAAUAGUUGAAGUGAACUUGUUAACGUCAUCGCGCACYGCAGGAGGUUAGUUUGUGAAAUAAAAAUGACAAACAACAAAUUCAAAACUAUAUGACUGCGAGAAGMAAUGCCAGUAAGACGAAAAUGGGCAUGCGCACUACUUGCAYUGGUGAUUGCUGCUACGAGGGCGUCAGCUUCAAUAGAUUUUACUAGUUUAGGAUGCUGGAAGUUAAAUUCAGGGCAGAGCAGCGAYAAUGCAAUACCCGACUUAACAGACGAUUCACAAGCCAACCAAUUUACCGAAACCACUGUCUCGAGCUGUGCCAAACUCGCAAAGAACCAUGGAUAUUCAUUCUUUGGCGUCCGCGAUCAUAAUCAAUGUGUCAGUGGAGUUCAUGCAGGUUUCACAUACUCAAAGUAUGGUCAAUCAUCCCUGUGUCGUGGGGGGACGGGAGGUCCUGGUGCGGUCGAUGUGUACAGUUUGCAAGGAUCUAGUUUAGUGGAUGGUUUUCCUCACAUUGAUGCAUCAGAAGGAAGGUUYUACCUUCAAAAUAACCAGUAUCUACCCAGACAGUUUAUACAAGAUCACCAAUAUCUWCCCAGUCAAGAUCGUUCGUUUAUACUAAAACCACAGCCUGUUAGAACACAAACUGCUUACACAAGAAACUCUCUGCUCGCUGGCGCAUUAACAAGUCAAUUAUAUCUGAAUGGACAAGUACAGCCUGUCAGUAUUGAACCUAUCUUUCAYCAAAUCGACGAAUUUCAGUACGGCGCUUUCAUACCCAUCCCGAAAGGCACCAAUAUUCUUACAAACCCAGACUUCGAGCAACCACUAAAUACCAGUCCCCUGGUAGGGUGGAGCUGCCAAGGACAGACAGACGAUCCCAGAGGAGGAGCUUUGUCCAAGUACUCACUAGAUCACAARGAAGGACAAUAUAGUGGUAUUUGCUAUGCGAGAUUGGCAGAGUGGGCWGGUCCUGGCCAAUAUAUAGGCAGAAAGGUCAAACCGAAUGGUGUUUACUCUUUUUCUGGUUGGACMAAACUACUGGAUCCUAAACACACCCGUGAUCUUCACACAUUAGAGCUCUGGUUACGGUUCAAAAAACGAGAUGAAACCAAAGAAAAUACAAUGUUGCUGGCACGACGAGAUCUCCUAUCUAUAGACGAUGGAUGGGUUCACUGGAAAACAACUUUUCAAAUACCAGAAUCUCUUAAAGGCUUUCGAUAUGUCUUCAUAUUCUACCGUGGACCGCAUCAGUCAAUCGAUAUUUUAGCAGAUGACAUGAAGCUUAUUGAGAUGUACCAAGACCCUGACUGGAAAAGGAAAACAGACCUACUUAUUGACAAAUACAGGAAAAGAAAAAUCAAAAUAAGAGUCAACGUACCACCAAAUAGCGUGCCRCAAAGCCACAUGGGAUUGAUCGAAAUCAAGGUCGAACAGCUGAAUCAUAAAUUUGGAUUCGGAGCUGUAGCGAACACAGACAACCUCGUGAACAACCAAAACUACAGAGAWUUUUUUCUCAGAAACUUCGACUGGGCGGUUAUGGAGAACGCCAUGAAAUGGCCUCAGAAUGAACCAAGGAAGGGUUUCUUUACAUAUAAAGACGCCGAGAAAACUUUAGCAAUCCUUGAAAAACACAAUAAGACUUUAAGGGGUCAUUGCAUAUACUGGGCGGUGCAGGAGCAGUUACCAAAAUGGAUUCACAGUCUGCCAAAGCCUGACUUGUUUGAGAGCAUGAAAAUGAGGCUGAGGGGUCUAUUAGAAAGGUAUCAUGGAAGGUUCAAGCAUUGGGAUGUCAACAAUGAGAUGCUUCAUGGUCGGUUCUUUGCCGAUCGYCUUGGUAAACCAAUAAGAGAAUGGAUGUUUAAAUCCGCAGCAGAACUSGAUCCUGACGCAGACUUAUUUAUAAAUGACUUUGAUGUUGUAGAAAAUGGACAACUUACCGAGUUGCUAGUAGAGCAAGCCAAAGAAAUGAUCCAAAGAGGAGUGAAUAUCGACGGUGUUGGCGUUCAAGGUCAUUUUACCGGACGAGUCAACCCAUUUCUACUGAGACUCCGCCUGAACGCUUUAUCAGAAAUCGGUCGUCCAAUAUGGCUGACAGAAGUAGACGUCUURGACAAAAACGUCAAUCAAAGGGCUGAUAGUCUAGAGGCAAUAAUGCGCAUGUCAUUUAGCCAUCCUAAUGUCAGCGGUAUUGUACUGUGGUCAUUCUGGGCAAGGAGUUCUUGGAGAGGCCCGGAUGUUGCUUUAGUGGAUGCUGAUUGGAAGCUCAACGCCGCGGGCGAGAGAUACUUCCAAUUGCUGGACAGAUGGACGACAAGUGGAACAGUAAACCCAACAAAAGUAGACGAAAAUGGCGGCGAAGUGUUGUUGGCUGGDUUCCAUGGUGAUUAUCUUGUAACAGUUACUCUUCCUAAUGGUAAUUUUAUAAAGAAAAGAUUUACUUUGAAUCCUGGGAACGAUGUAUUCGAUCUWCAGCUGAAUAUCGUUCCUCAGCCUCCGUUAAAAUUGUCAGACUUCAAUGUCGUAUCACGUGAUAAAGACUUUUCGCAGUUGAUGAGGAAGUUUGAAAACAAACUCGAGAAUCUUCUAGAUAGACCCGACAUGACAGUGGAUUCAGACGAACCAGACCAGAGCUUGCCCGAUGUAAUGCUUAAGCCUCCAUAAACAGACACGGUAUAAAGUCCUCCGUGGGCUUUUAGGGAUCAAGGGAGGAGAGAUAUUUACUUUUUGGGAGACAGUGAGUUUUUAUGAUUUUUGAUGGGAAUCAAGGAAGUAGGAGUUUAUGUUGGGGAUCAAGGGAGAGAAGGAGAUGAUUAAGUACGAGGAAGAGCCGAGAUAACUAAUGUACAUAUGCGUACAACGUAACUGUCACUUAUUUAGUCAGUUGUAAGUUGGAUUUUUUAACUUCUCUGUGAAGUUGCCGUGUCGCAAGCGCAGGUUCCUUGCGGUUUAUAUUAUUUGCUUUCAUGCUGUUAAGAAAAAGCAUCAUCAUCUUGGUUGUUUCUAUGGCGAUAGCAAAGACUUCAUCAUCUAAUUUGGUAUAAUUUUGUAUAAUAUUGUGAAUAUAUGUCAUUUGUAUCAUAAUAAAACGGAAAUCCCUCGGUCUAGAGUCAAGUAAAGGACUUGCAAUAACGACGUAAAAGUGGAGACGCUUUUUAAAAGUACUCCAUCCAGGAAUAAUCAAACUGUACAAUCAUAAUGCGAGUAAUAUACUAAAAUACUGUAUUAUUAAGAAUAGAUUUUAUUAAACUUUAUGUAUAAAAGUA
Exaiptasia diaphana is the source of this 3359-nucleotide messenger RNA. RefSeq names its product endo-1,4-beta-xylanase 3. The record is from RefSeq and is a predicted model, not a curated record. Bases 217 to 2757 code for a protein of 846 amino acids. Gene Ontology annotation, molecular function: hydrolase activity, hydrolyzing O-glycosyl compounds. Gene Ontology annotation, biological process: carbohydrate metabolic process. The transcript has 16 exons. NCBI's taxonomy places the organism in Eukaryota, Metazoa, Cnidaria, Anthozoa, Actiniaria, Aiptasiidae.